Messenger RNA from Zasmidium cellare ATCC 36951, 534 nucleotides. RefSeq lists its product as uncharacterized. Bases 1 to 534 code for a protein of 177 amino acids. The record is from RefSeq and is a predicted model, not a curated record. Lineage: Eukaryota; Fungi; Ascomycota; Dothideomycetes; Mycosphaerellales; Mycosphaerellaceae. The transcript is spliced from 4 exons.
AUGUCCGCCGAAGUACAAGAGCAGCCGUCGUUGACCAAGGUCGACUCUGCCGUCGAUGACACCGUGCCCGCAUCGCCUACCGAGAGCAAGGUGAAGCACCGGAGAACGAGCAGCACCGUGAGUGGUGUCUUCAACAUCAAUGACCUUGAAAAGGAAGGAGUAGAACUCAAGAUCGCUCCAGAGACCCAGAAGCUGAACUGGAAGCUGAACACAUCGCCCACGUCAAUUGACGACAAGGAGGUCCUCAAGAAGCUCCUGACAACACCCCCCAUCAAGAAGAUCGACCUCGCCUUCCCGCUAGGCCUUGAGGUCACCGCGCGGAACCUCAAAGGCGUCACCAUCAAGGAUGCCAUGGAUGCCAUCCACAAGCAGUUCAAGAAGAAGGCCGAUGAUGAGCUAGAAAACCCCUACCUCGCUGGAUUCGAGUGGGACCGAGAGGAAUGCUACACCAAGUUCAUCGUACACCAGAAAGCCACAGGAGAGGCACCAAUCGGCGGCUCCAAGAAGAAGAAGGGCAAGAGCGAAGACGCCUAA